CAACAAAACAACAUGGCUGGUGAAAACUACAUUGGCUCCAAAAUCUCUCUCAUCAGUUUAAGUGACAUUCGUUACGUUGGUAUUCUUCAUAGUAUCAACGCUCAAGACUCUACUGUUGGCUUGAAGCAAGUUCGCUCCUUUGGUACUGAAGGUCGACGUGGCAAGCCUGAAGAAGAGAUUCUUCCUUCUGACAAUGUCUUUGAUUACGUUGUCUUUCGUGGUUCUGACAUUAAGGAUCUUCAAGUCUUUGAAGCACCUCCUCCCCCUCCUCCUCAACCUACCAUGCCUCAGGAUCCUGCUAUUAUGAGCAUGAAUGGUUAUCCUCCCAUGAACCCUUACAUGAACAACAACAUGUAUAUGCAACCUCCUCUUUCUCAGCCACCUAUUCAACAAACAAAGCCCCAAAAGCUCCCUCAACAACAGCAACUUUCUCAACAGCAACAACAGCAACAACAACAACAGUCUUUGAAUAGACCCAGUUCCACUACUUCCUCCAAUAACCAUAACUAUUGGCAAGCUCCAGCUACUUCUACUUUCUCUAUGGAUCGUGAUUUAGAUCAAGCUCAACUUGAAAAGGAUACAUUGGAUGAAUUAAAGGCUGAACUUGAAGAAAGUGCUGCUUCACAGCCUACUAUUAAUGAAGCUGCUAUUGAGCAAUUAGCCAAGAAAGUAAGUGAGUUGAAUCCUAAUGAAGACACGGUGAUUAGCUCCAAACCAUUGGAAGAGCAACAACAACAACAACAGCAACAACAACGUCGUCGCUAUGAUAAUCAUCAAAACAACUAUCGUAAUAACCGUGGUGGCCGUUAUAACAACAACAGCAAUAACAGCAACAAGUCCAAGCAUGAUUUAGCUAUUCCUUCUUCUGAAUUUGACUUUGAAGCCUCUAAUGCUAAAUUUGAUAAGAAUGAGAUUGUCAAGAAGGAUGAUGGUAUUCAUGAUCAAGAAGAAAUCGAAAUUCCUAAACCUGAUGAAUUUUAUAACAAGACUUCGAGUUUCUUUGAUAACAUUUCAUGUGAGUCAAAAGAACGUAUUGAACAACAACAACAACAACAACAACAGCAGCAGCAACAACAGCAUCAACAACAACAAGGUGAUUCUCGUCGCAGCCGUUUCCAAGAAGAACGUAAAUUGAACAUGGAAACAUUUGGACAAGCCACUGUUGAACAAUCGAGAUACCGAAACAAUUACAAUAGAGGUCGUGGUGGUUACCGUGGAAACCGUGGUGGUAAUAACUAUUACCGCAACAACAAUCGUAACAACAACAGUAAUAAUUAUAACUAUAGACAAAACAAGCCUCAAAAUCAACAAGAGUCCAUUUAAGAAUAUAUAAAGCAUAUAUUUCUCACAUUGUACAUGUAAUUCUUUGUUUUGUUGAUGUUAUUAAAAAAAGAAAAAGCCAGAAUCAUUUUGAUUGGUUCACUAAACUCUUUAUAGUAGUUCCUUUUCUGUCAAAUUUUUGAUUUUCCUUUUUCUUUUUCUUUUUUUUUUUUGUUCAUAUCAAG
Messenger RNA from Gilbertella persicaria, 1505 nucleotides. RefSeq names its product Scd6-like Sm domain-containing protein. The coding region runs from base 13 to 1323 and encodes 436 amino acids. Gene Ontology annotation, biological process: P-body assembly; cytoplasmic stress granule assembly. Gene Ontology annotation, molecular function: mRNA binding. NCBI's taxonomy places the organism in Eukaryota, Fungi, Mucoromycota, Mucoromycetes, Mucorales, Choanephoraceae. The record is from RefSeq and is a predicted model, not a curated record. Gene Ontology annotation, cellular component: P-body. The transcript has 7 exons.